Molecule: messenger RNA, 2013 nt
Organism: Balearica regulorum gibbericeps (East African grey crowned-crane)
Lineage: Eukaryota; Metazoa; Chordata; Aves; Gruiformes; Gruidae
Source: RefSeq, a predicted model, not a curated record
CUCAGUGUCAGCAGGCAGCUCAAGAGGUUGCAGACGAUGGAGUCACAGGUGGAGGAGUGGUACAAGGAGGUGGGUGACCGGGCAGCGCCGCGGCCCGCGCAGGCAGCGGGCAGGCAGACAGUGGGGGAGCGGCAGAACGCGGUGGGGACCCGCAUCGUCCGUCUCAUCGAGCCCCUCAAGGAACGUCGGAGAAUCCUGUUGGCUUCCAAGGAGGUUCAUCAGGUCAGCCACGAGCUGGAGGACGAGGUGCUGUGGGUGCAGGACCGGCUGCCCUUGGCCACGUUGAAGGACCAUGGCACCAACCUGCAGACAGUCCAGCAGUUCAUCAAGAAGAACCAGAACCUCCGCCGGGAGAUCCAGGUCCAUCGUCCUCGUGUGGACGAGGUGCUGGAACGUGCUGGAGCCGUCGCCUCCAUCAAGAGCCCCGAGGCUGAAGGGGUCCGACGUCUUCUGGAGCGGUUGGGGACCAUGUGGGGGGAGCUGCAGGAGCAGGCAGAGCGCAGGCAGCAAACCUUGGAUGCCACCUACCAGCUGGAGCAAUACUACUUCGAUGUGGCUGAGGUGGAGUCGUGGCUGGGCGAGCAAGAGCUGCUGUUGAUGAGCGAGGAGAAAGGGAAGGAUGAGCAGAGCACCCUACAACUCCUCAAGAAGCACCUCCUGACGGAGCAAACGGUGGAGAACUACGAGGAGACCAUCGCCCAACUCUCCCGACAAUGCCGUGCCCUUCUAGAGCUUGGCCAUCCUCAAAGCGAACAGGUCAGCAGGCGGCAGUCGCAGGUUGACCGGCUGUACGUGUCUCUGAAGGACCUGGUGGAGGAACGCAAGGCCAAGUUGGAGCAGCAAUAUUGGCUCUACCAGCUCAACCGCGAGGUGGACGAGCUGGAGCACUGGAUUGCUGAGAAGGAGGUGGUGGCUGGCUCACCGGAGCUGGGACAGGAUUUCGAGCACGUCACGCUACUCCAGGAGAAAUUCCUGGAGUUUGCCAGCGAGACGGGCAGUGUUGGGCAGGAGCGGAUCGCCGCUGUCAACCAAAUGGUAGAUGAGCUGAUCGACUACGGGCACGCCGACGCUGCCACCAUCGCUGAAUGGAAGGAUGGGGUGAACGAAGCUUGGGCAGAUCUUCUGGAGCUGAUGGAGACCCGGGCACAGAUGUUGGCAGCUUCCCAUGAAUUGCACAAGUUCUUCAAUGAUUGCAAAGAGGUUUUGGGGCAAAUCGAGGAGAAAAGGCAACGCCUGCCUGAACUGGCAGCCCGUGAGGGCAGGACGUCGGCCGGCGCCUUGCAACGGGCAUUGGGUGCCUUCGAGCACGACGUGGAGGUGUUGGUAACCCAAGUCCGGCAGCUACAAGAGGGCGCGGCACAGCUGAGGACCCUCUAUGCCGGGGACAAUGCCGAGGCCAUCGCCGGAAGGGAGCAGGAGGUGCUACGGGCAUGGAAGGAGCUCUUGGCGGCCUGCGAGGAGUGCCGGCUCCACGUUGCCAGCGUCGCUGAUAAGAUCCGUUUCGUCGGCACUGUGAGAGACCUUCUUGCCUGGAUGGAUGGUGUCCUCUGCCAGAUCGGCGCUGGAGAGAAACCCAGGGACGUCUCCUCAGUGGAGCUGCUGAUGAACGACCACCAAGGUCUCAAGAGCGAGAUUGAAGCCCGCGGCAAGAGCAUUGCCGCCUGCCUGGAGCUGGGCAAGACCCUCAUCCUCAGCAAGAGCCCGGCGGCCGAUGAGAUCAAAGCCCAUGUGGAGAAGCUGCUUGCGAAGAAGAAGGAGAUGAUGGAGAAGUGGGACAAGCACUGGGAAUGGCUGCAGCAGAUGCUGGAGGUGCACCAGUUUGCCCAGGAAGCGGUGGUGGCCGACGCUUGGCUGACGGCACAGGAGCCCCUCCUGAAGAGCCAGGAGCUGGGCAGCAGUGUGGACGAGGUGGAGCAGCUGAUCCGGCGGCACGAGGCUUUCCGUAAGGCAGCCGCCGCUUGGGAGGAGAGGUUCAGCUCCCUGAGACGGCUCACCACGAUCGAGAAGCUGAAA